AUGAAGAGGCCUCCUGUUUGGCUACGUGUCGAGGGCAACGUGGUCGACGAUUCGGCCAUUUGCGCACUGGUCACCGCCGGCCGCGCCGUGCUGGCGCCCAGCCUGAGGGCCCCCGAGCGCCAGAAUGGGAAGGCGCCGCUGUCCUUUCCUUCGUUUCACGGGAAGAGCAUGCUCCACGAUUCGUUCCAGCUGAAGCCCUUUCAGCGCAAGAGCGAAUUCGGGGCCCGGCCGCCGCCCGUGCCGCCCAGCUCGAGCGAGAGUGCCACCGCUGGCAACGAGGUUCGUCAGCAUGCCUUUCCUCCCCUGCCGCCGGUUCCGCCGGCUCCACCGGUUCCAACGCAGAUGGGCCAGGAGCACAUGCCGAUGCAGUUGCCCAUGCAAAGCUGGCCGUCAGAUGGCCAAGGUGUUGGUUUUGGGCCGGGCGCCCACCCGAACCCCAUGAAGCAGGUGCACCAGCUACAGAUGCAGCCGGGUCAACCACAACACACUGACCAAUUGCAGCCAAUGAGUCAGAUGAAUCAGAUGAAUCAGAUGAACCAGAUGAAUCAGAUGCAUGAGAUGAACCAGAUGAAUCAGAUGCAUCAGAUGCAUCAGGUGAACCAGGUGAACCAGCUGAACCAGAUGAGCACGGGGAACCAGAUGAGCCAGAUGAGCCAGAUGAGCCACAUCAGCCAGAUGAACCAGAUGAACCAGAUGAACCAGAUCACCACAUGA
Messenger RNA from Effrenium voratum, 714 nucleotides. Lineage: Eukaryota; Dinophyceae; Suessiales; Symbiodiniaceae. The record is from the annotation of a GenBank genome assembly.